Messenger RNA from Mesorhabditis spiculigera, 1479 nucleotides. Lineage: Eukaryota; Metazoa; Nematoda; Chromadorea; Rhabditida; Rhabditidae. The record is from the annotation of a GenBank genome assembly.
AUGGCUUUAAUCCAAUUCUACGCUCCUGCAACCGGCGAACAUGCCCAAAAACUGAUCAACAACGCCAAGCAGACACUCUUCGACGAACUGAACAAACAUCUCGAGUCACGAGAAAUCUUCAACGAAGUUUGUAUCUUGGAAGAUGAUGGAGCCCUGGCAGAAGCUAAUAUUCGGCUUGGACUGGCUUUUGACAAGGAUGAUUUGAUUUUCUACAAUGAUCUCUUCAAAAAUAAACUUGAAAGAAAUCCAACAGACGUCGAGCUGUUCGACUUGGCACAAUCUGAUUCGGAGCAUUCAAGGCACUGGUUUUUCAGAGGUAAAAUAUCGAUUGACGGGGAACAGCGAAAAGAAAGCUUAAUGGAUUCGAUCCGUGCGACACAGCAGGCUUCAAAUGCCAACAACUUGAUUGCAUUUAACGAUAACUCGAGUGUUAUCCGGGGAUUUUCGAAUACUCCGGUUUUAACAACUGAGGAUCCGACUACUGCGUCCUUGAAUCUCGUCAACAUUGUUAAACGACAUCUUCUGUACACCGCGGAAACUCACAAUUUUCCGACGGCCGUAUGCCCAUUUCAGGGUGCCACCACCGGCACUGGAGGUCGGAUCCGUGACGUACAAGCGACAGGUCGUGGAGCCCAUGAAAUUGCGGGAGUGGCUGGAUACUCAUUUGGAAAUCUUCUGAUCCCGGGAUACGUUCAACCAUGGGAAGAUGCGACCGAAACAUACCCCAAAGGCUUUGCCAGUCCGCUACAGAUUUGUAUUGAAGCUUCGAAUGGGGCUAGCGAUUAUGGAAACAAAUUUGGCGAGCCUGUUCUUUGCGGCUUCGCACGUUCGUUUGGCCUCCGACUGCCUGCUAACGACAGAAGUGAAUAUUUGAAGCCAAUAAUGUUUUCUGGAGGGCUAGGAGCGAUUGAUGACGUGCAACUAAAGAAAGAAGUAGCAACUGACGGACAAUUGUUGGCAAAGAUUGGCGGUCCGGUGUAUCGCAUCGGAGUGGGCGGCGGAGCGGCUUCAUCCCUUGCGGUUCAAGGCGAUCGAGAAAGCAUGCUUGACUUCGGAGCUGUACAACGUGGUGAUGGGGAGAUGGAGCAAAAGGUUCAUCGAAUCGUGCGCGCUUGUGCCGAGCUUGGAAAAGAGAACCCAAUCUUGUCGAUUCAUGAUCAAGGAGCAGGAGGAAAUGGCAACGUUUUGAAGGAGCUCUGCGAAGGUGCCGGAGGGCAUGUAUUCGCAGAUUCAUUUGAGCUUGGUGAUCCGUCAGUUUCCAUUCGUGAACUAUGGACGGCCGAAUACCAGGAAAACAACGCGAUUCUACUUGACCCUAACGGCCGGGAAACCAUUCAGAAAAUUUCUUUACGAGAGAAGUGCCCUGUUACAGUUGUCGGCCAUGUCACGUCCGGGAAAAGAAAGAUUGCGAGGCGAGCAAAGCAGGGAAAUAUCCAGUGGAUUUUAAUAUGGAAAUUGUUGGAGAUCGAGCUAAAAAGG